Molecule: messenger RNA, 1473 nt
Organism: Bufo gargarizans (Asiatic toad)
Lineage: Eukaryota; Metazoa; Chordata; Amphibia; Anura; Bufonidae
Product: oocyte zinc finger protein XlCOF6.1-like
Exons: 3
Coding region: 1-1146 (381 amino acids)
Source: RefSeq, a predicted model, not a curated record
AUGUCUGGUAAAGACUGGAUAAGAGGUUUCCAUAGAUGUCUAAUUGUAUCUCCUUCUUAUAAAGUAGAAGAUAAUCAAUCACAGAUUGUCAAUAAUAGCACUGGACAUAGACUGGGAGAGAAGGCAUUUUCAUGUCCUGACUGUGGGAAGUUUUUUAGUCACAAAUCAAAACUUGAUAAACAUCAGAGAACUCACACAGGAGAGAAGGCAUUUUCAUGUCCUGAAUGUGGGAAGUGUUUUAGUGAGAAAUCAAAACUUAUUAAACAUCAGAGAACUCACACAGGAGAGAAGCCAUUUUCCUGUCCUGAAUGUGGAAAGUGUUUUAGUGAGAAAUCAAGUCUUAUUAAACAUCAGAGAACUCACACAGGAGAGAAGCCAUUUUCCUGUCCAGAAUGUGGAAAGUGUUUUAGUGAGAAAUCAAAUCUUAGUAAACAUCAGCGAACUCACACAGGAGAGAAGCCAUUUUCAUGUCCUGAAUGUGGGAAGUGUUUUAGUGACAAAUCCACUUGUGAUAUACAUCUGAGAACUCACACAGGAGAGAAGCCAUAUUCAUGUCCUGAAUGUGGGAAGUGUUUUAGUAACAAAUCAACUUGUGAUAUACAUCUGAGAACUCACACAGGAGUGGAGCCAUUUUCAUGCCCUGAAUGUGGGAAGUGUUUUAGCAAGAAAUUAAGUCUUAUUAAUCAUCAGAGAACUCACACAGGAGAGAAGCCAUUUUCAUGUCCUGAAUGUGGAAAGUGUUUUAGUGAGAAAUCAAGUCUUAUUAAACAUCAGAGAACUCACACAGGAGAGAAGCCAUUUUUGUGUCCUGAAUGUGGGAAGUGUUUUAGCCAGAAAUCAAGUCUUAUUAAACAUCAGAGAACUCACACAGGAGAGAAGCCAUUUUCAUGUCCUGAAUGUGGAAAGUGUUUUAGUGAGAAAUCAAGUCUUAUUAAACAUCAGAGAACUCACACAGGAAUGAAGCCAUAUUCAUGUCCUGAAUGUGGGAAUUGUUUUAGUAACAAAUCAACUUGUGAUAUACAUCUGAGAACUCACACAGGAGAGAAGGCAUUUUCAUUUCCUGAAUGUGGGAAGUGUUUUAGUGGCAAAUCAAAUCAUGAUACAUAUCUGAGAACCCACACAGGAGAGAAGCCAUGUUCAUGCUGAAUUUAUGUCUAAUGUAAAAAAAAAAUUGAUAUAUCAAAUGGCAUAUGAGAGAACUUACUUAGGUUUCAAUCUAUUUAAAUGUUAAGAUAGCAAGAAAUGUGGCAGACAUGGAUCUCUAUUGUAUUAUGUGUUAUAUCAGGCUGUAUUCUGAUGUAUAAUUACCUAAAGAUUGAGACAAUUCUUAUUGUUACAUUGCACAUAUUCCAGCGCAACCAAAUAGAAGCCAGAAAUCUUGCUGCAAGGGCUCUGAAGGCAAAGAAAACCCAAUGCCUCUCUGAGUAACCAUUUGGAUUUCAUGGACGUUACUGACUGUUGCAUUUAGGGUGU